Molecule: messenger RNA, 912 nt
Organism: Tyto alba (common barn owl)
Lineage: Eukaryota; Metazoa; Chordata; Aves; Strigiformes; Tytonidae
Gene: THAP8
Product: THAP domain containing 8
Source: RefSeq, a predicted model, not a curated record
CGUCACGUGAGCGGGCAGCGGCCAUGCCCAAGUACUGCCGGGCCCCGCACUGCUCGAACGCGGCGGGACAGGCCCGGCCGCCCGCCCGCCGCCUCAGCUUCUACAAGUUCCCGCUGCACGACGCGCCGCGGCUGCGGCGAUGGCUGGCGCAGAUGCGGCGGGAGAACUGGGUGCCCACCCGCCACCAGCACCUCUGCAGUGACCAUUUUGAGCCCUCCUGCUUCCAGUACCGCUGGGGUGUCCGCUACCUGCGCCCCGACGCCGUCCCCACCAUCUUCCCCCGCAGCCCUCUGAAACAGGAGAAUCCCAGCACGGCUCCGGGCGCCACCCGGCCUCCCCAACCCCUCCCGGCGAGCGGCCCCGCGCCGGUGACACCAACACAGCCCCUCACCCCUAAAACUGCCACCCCGACGCCCGGCUCAGCCCUAACGGCGCCGGGUGAUGUCCCCGGUGCCGCCGCGUCGCCGGCAAACGUCGCGGCGGCUUUCCCCCGUCGCUUCCAAGGGGGUGCCGUCGCAGCUGAGCACCGGGAGCUCGUGGCGGUGGCGCUGGUGCUGCAGCGGAAGGUGAAGGUGCUGCAGCAGCGGCGGCGGCGGCACCGCGCUCGCCUGGCCGCCAUGGAGGGGCUGCUGCAGCGCCUGCGGCGCCAGAGCCGCCUCUCCGAGGAGAGGCUCCGCUCGGCCUGUUUGCAACCGGCGACACCGGCUCCCGCCGUCACCAUCAUCUGCCAAGAGGAGGAGGAGGAAGAGGAGGAAGAGGAGGAGCUGGUCUACGCCGCGCCACAAUCUACGGCAACAACCUGUGGCCCCGAGCGGCCGUGACACCGGCGGCACCGGGAACCUGCUGGGACCUUGGGGGGUGUCACCUUCGCACUGGUUUUUUUUGGGGGGGGGGGGGGGGAGGGCUCCCAUG